Messenger RNA from Parastagonospora nodorum SN15, 660 nucleotides. RefSeq lists its product as hypothetical. The record is from RefSeq and is a predicted model, not a curated record. The transcript has 2 exons. The coding region runs from base 1 to 660 and encodes 219 amino acids. NCBI's taxonomy places the organism in Eukaryota, Fungi, Ascomycota, Dothideomycetes, Pleosporales, Phaeosphaeriaceae.
AUGCCCAAACUGCGAGUGAGCUUAGUAGCGGAUUAUACCUUGUCCUUCAGGCACCUCGCUAUUGGCUUCUUCGCGCACACGUUUCUUGUAGCGCAGAAAUCGUUCUUCUUUGACCACGCCGGAUUACUGUAUUCGACUCAGUCACCGUCUUGGGUACCGGUGUGUCGAUCUGACAGAGAAUGGGAGCGUGCGUUGGUGGGUGCAAUACCGCGCAAUAUAGACAUCACCCCGUUUGAUGCCAUAGCAACAGUCGAUUGCAUGGUCUAUCUAGAUGAACGGUCCAUGGUCACUCUCAAGGAGAUGGUUGUGGCAUAUGACUACCAGCCUGCGUACAGUUCACCAUUCGUUGUUGAUUCUGCCACUGGAGCUCUGCUGAUGAAUCUCACACAUCUGUUCAUGUUCGAACACGAGCCCAAGGUGCUGCCAACUCAAGGGAGCUUGCACUUCUACGAAGUCGUCACAACGGCGACGCUAGAGCCAAUUCCACGGUUGUGUCUUUUUGCGUCGACGCAAUUGCAGAUCGGAAAACAUCAUUCAUCCGUCGGCUUCAGCCAAAGCGAUUGGCCCACACUCCGCAACCUGUGUACCCUAAGACUCUCCGAAGCCCAAACCAACGUUCAAUCUACCAUCAACAAUAUCCUGAAACUCCUCGUCGAUUGA